Messenger RNA from Cladophialophora bantiana CBS 173.52, 2340 nucleotides. RefSeq lists its product as uncharacterized. Gene Ontology annotation, biological process: DNA-templated transcription; regulation of transcription by RNA polymerase II. NCBI's taxonomy places the organism in Eukaryota, Fungi, Ascomycota, Eurotiomycetes, Chaetothyriales, Herpotrichiellaceae. The transcript is spliced from 5 exons. Gene Ontology annotation, molecular function: zinc ion binding; RNA polymerase II cis-regulatory region sequence-specific DNA binding; DNA-binding transcription factor activity, RNA polymerase II-specific. The record is from RefSeq and is a predicted model, not a curated record. Gene Ontology annotation, cellular component: chromatin. Bases 1 to 2340 code for a protein of 779 amino acids.
AUGAUUGAAGCCGCAGACGGGGACAAUGGCGAUACAAACAAUGACGCAGGGACUGUGGCCAGAGUUCAACAAGCCGGAUGCGCUCAAAAUUCUGAUCCACCGCGUUUCCGGUCCCCCGAUACGGAUCACCUGCAACACGAGCAGACGGGCGUCACGAAGCCUCAGCAGCAGCACGAAGACACCAACAAUCUGAGAAGCACCGCCAACAUUCACACUAACGAUGCUUCUAGCCGGAUGGAUCACAUGCAAUUUCUCUCGGGAAUGACCAGGCCUUCGAAUGACAUGUACACUCGGAUGAACAAUUUCGACCCUUCUCAAUUCAAUGUAUCUAUGUCGGAUCCAAAUAUGAUGCGUCUCGACGCCCCGAGAAAUUCGACCACGCUUGCACUACCCGACACGAACAAUCUCAACCUGUGGGGGCCAGCACGUUCGUCUACGGAUGUGAAUCAAGGGCCGGACGCAAACGCGAGCAAUUCUACAUCGAAUGGCGUUCUCGACACCCAGGCGCCGGCCGCUCCGCUGUCAGGCUCCACACAUUCUUUCUCAGCAGGCUCUGCUUUUAUGGAUACAACUGCCCAGUCGAUGGCCAUGCCAGAACUCUCUCAGGCAAUGUUUAACGAGGAUCUCAUGUUUCUGGAAGAUUUUCUCCUGCCCGAGUUUGUGGCCAAUGCUACUGGAUGUACCACGCCGAUUCCUGCGGACUUCGACCCAGCCGCCUUACAGUCUCUUGCCGCCAGGAAUGAAGCCGAUAUUUCCGAGGCUCGUCUGUUCCUACCAAGAGCGACAGACGAAGCCCGAGCCCCUCACCUUUUCGAUAUUAGCCCCCAAGAUGUAGAUCGGUUUCAGAAAGUCAUCUUGAGUACGCGUCUAUUGAACAACUUCUCCUUUCCACGGCGUUCCCGCAUAUUGCGGUGCCUAUCUGCCUAUUUCGACAGUGUCGACCCGCAUGUACCAAUUGUCCAACAAGCUACCUUCAGCUUGUGUGGUACAGCCCCGGCGUUGGUGCUCGCGAUGCUCGGGAUGGGAGCUCUCAUUACGUCUGAAACUCAAUUUGCUGUAUCGGCGUACGAGGCAGCCUGUACCCUACUAGACCACGAGACUAAAGAUGAGGUCCGCGCAUCGUCGCAAUUUGAAUUUGGGCCAAUUCAAGCUCUGCUGCUCUGUGUCCACUUUGGGGCGUUCAGCGAUGACCAGAGUUUUGUCCAGCGCUCUCAAGCCCAACUCAACCUUGUCUCCAAGAUGCUGAGGCUUGGUUUGGACGAUUUAAGUGACAAACGAGCCGAGUCUGAGCAGGACUGGAUAACUUGGUCCUUCAUCGAAACUUUCAGCCGGUUAGCGUCGUGGAGCUGUUCACUGAGCGCUGUCCUUUUUGCGUACGACGGUUCCUUUCAAACAAAUACUCAACAUUUCUUGCGACAUGUACCACUCCCUCUUGACGAGGAUCUUUGGAGGGCUCGUUCAGCACAAGAAUGGUCAUCCCUUGGGGGGCUUUCACGCCCACAUGGCGCUCUCAAUUUCUUGACGUUAGCCGAGUCUCUGCUCCAGGGAAAGCCUAUUCUCGAGCAAUUAAGCUGUUUCGGCUUGUUCUCGAUCAUCGGAUGGUUUCUUCUCUACAUCUGCAACCACGAACGGAUGAAACUACUGGUCGGAUCGCUCGACAUAUUCGAGACCGAGUUCACCAGCAAAAUAGAUGUAGGGCUUGGGGCCUGGGAAACCUUGACCCGCCGACAUCUACGGACAGGCCAAGUCAUGUUCAGACAGUUGAAUCCCCUGAUCUCGGACAGCUUCCCCCUCCUCGGAUCCGCUUAUUACCACCUCUAUGUGGGCGAUGAAUUGCGCACUCUGAAAGAGAUAGCUGGCAAGCAAGCACCGGCUGGUGGAAUGCCGACAUCACAGACACUUCCCGAAUUCAAUCCGCGUCCUGAAGCGUACAAAGCAGUGCGAUAUGCUGCAAAUUCGUGGCUUGUCCGUGCUAAACUCGGCAUCAGCCACUUCCAACAAUCUCCUGAUGUAUAUGGUCCUCACGGAGCCAUGGGGGCAUACGAAUCCGCACUCAUUCUGUCGUGGUGGCUCUCUGUCGGCCAACCAGCACAGACUCCAGACGGAUUGACCAUUGAAGACAAUGCGUCAGUCAGGGCGCUAAAGGCGCUGUUGACGGAGGUCAUUGCCGAAGUUGAGGAUCAAGAUAUCUAUUGCAAUGAUGAGAUCGCUCGCGCACUCGCGCCCCUGAUUUUUUGCCGUCGGUCGAUGGAUAGAUCCGUCUUCACCUACACCCGAACUCUGCGACACGCGCUUGAUACCUUCCAGUCACACAUGCGCGGGAAAACAUUUGCCCGCUGA